Messenger RNA from Clonostachys solani, 2997 nucleotides. The record is from the annotation of a GenBank genome assembly. NCBI's taxonomy places the organism in Eukaryota, Fungi, Ascomycota, Sordariomycetes, Hypocreales, Bionectriaceae.
AUGCCCAAAGACAAGCCGGCAGUCCCUGUGGUGCCUACAGCGAAAGCUGCAGGCCACGCAUCCAAUGCCAGGGCAUGGCCGAAACCCUCCUCGUUCUUCAAAGACCGUCGCCGUCAGCAGUCUGGCGGCUUUAGUGUCCCUCAAACCGGGACUCUCACAGACCUACAAACCCUGAGGCUCUAUGAUCUGGGCACAAUCCGUCUCUUCCGUGCAGCCGAAAAGGCCGGCUACUACGAUGAUGAGAACAUGCUAUUGGAGAGGCUCAUUCAGCUUCUUUACAAGCUCCCACGACAUUCCCGGAGAGGAAAGCUUCUGACUGACGCCUUCAUCACCAAGCUUUGGUCCACGCUGGACCAUCCCCAGCCGACGCCCAUUCCCACUCUCAUGGGCCAAGAAAAUCGGCACCGGAUGGCUGAUGGAUCAAACAGCAACCCGUAUUUCAGGACCCUUGGAGCAGCGGGAACUCCAUAUGCGCGUUCCGUAGCACCGAUGGAUGUGCAGAGCCCAGAUAUGCCGGAUCCAGGACUUAUUUUCGACACACUGCUAUCGCGCAAUGGUGAAUGCAAGCCACACCAAUGCGGCAUCUCCAGCAUGAUGUUUUAUCUUGGUGUCAUUAUCACGCAUGACAUAUUCCAAACGGGUGGCCGCGAUGGCGCAAUCAACUUGGCAUCGUCAUAUCUGGAUCUCGGUCCUCUCUACGGGAACUCGUGGGAGGAGCAAAAGGAGAUGCGGCAGUUCAAGAACGGCUUAUUGAAGCCCGACUGUUUUGCUCACAAGCGCUUGCUAACAUUCCCUCCCGCCUGUCGCGUGUUUCUGGUCAUGUUCAAUCGCUUCCACAAUUAUGUGGUCGAGCAGCUUGCCAGCAUCAACGAGGCUAAUCGCUUCAAAAAACCGACCUCCACGCCCGACUCAAACGACCCCGAUGAUCAAAAAGCGUGGGAGCAGUAUGAUGAGGAUUUGUUUCAGACUGGGCGCCUGGUAACCUGCGGCUUAUACGUCAACAUUAUUCUCAAAGACUACGUUCGUGCCAUAUUGUGCCUGAACCGCACCGAUUCGACAUGGACGAUCGAUCCGCGGACAAACAUGGACCGACACGCACAAAAGACUACGGCACCCACGGGCGUUGGAAAUCAGGUAUCUGUCGAGUUCAACCUUCUAUACAGGUGGCACAGUAUCUUGUCUUCACGCGAUGCCGAAUGGAUUGCCGAGGAGAUGCGACAAUUGCUGGAUGGCAAAGACCCGGAGACGGCCACAUUUCAUGAGAUGAUAACGGCAUUUCAAGCUUGGGAAACGGCAUUGCCAACAGAUCCGCAUCAGCGAGAUUCUGUACCGGGGCUCAAACGUCAAUCUGAUGGGGCCUACAGUGAUGGCGAGCUGGUGGACAUUCUGCGUGCCAGCAUUGAGGACACAGCUGGCAGCUUCGGUGCCAACUCUGUUCCGCGCUGCUUACGACCGGUCGAAAUUCUGGGGAUUCUUCAGGCCCGUCGAUGGCGAGUGUGUACGCUCAACGAGUUCCGAGCAUUCAUCGGCCUGUCGCGGCAUCGAACCUUUGAAGAUAUCAACCCUGAUCCCGCCGUCACAGCAGGUCUCAAGAGUCUGUACGGAAGUCCAGCAAACGUUGAGCUGUAUCCUGGACUGAUGUCGGAGAAGACCAAACCGCCCAUGGCGCCUGGCAGUGGAGUAUGCCUCGGCUUCACCUCUAGCAGAGCUAUCUUAUCGGAUGCUGUGUCCCUUGUACGUGGCGAUCGCUUCUACACGGACGACUUCACGCCAAAGAAUCUCACCAACUGGGGGUUCGCCGAAGUCGACUCUGAUUUCGACGUUGACAGCGGAAAUGUCAUGUACAAGCUCAUCUUCUGCGCCUUCCCCCAUCAUUUCCAACGGGACAGCAUAUACGCGCACCAUCCCCUUGUCACACCUAGCGAAAACAAGGUUAUCUUUGAAGGCUUGAAGAAGGCGUCCGAAUAUACUUGGGAUCCACCCAGCCGUAAUGCAAAUAUUGCCAUCGUGAAAGAGUCUAAAGAGCCAGGGAAAGAAGAUCGAGUGAGCAAUGACCACACGCAACCGAACGGAUCGUCACUUGCAAGCUCAAAGCAUGUGGUCACCGAUUUUGUCGUCCUUACGUCGGCGAACCGCUUAAAGUCACAAUCCUACAGCGUGCCCAAUCCUUCAUCGGAUCAUGACAGUCGAGGCAUUGACGUGGUGAGCGAGGUGAUCAGCUCGACAUUUGUGCGGCUGACAGCUGAGAUGUUCUCACUGAGCCUCAAGGCAACGAGCGACAAACGUCGAGGUGCCUAUACAGAUGCUCAACUGGGUACAAUCCUAUCUGUUCUGUAUGCUGCCGAGUCGCCGAGACUGAGCCUGGGAAGAUCUUAUGAGCUUCAACGCCAAGCACGGGAUUUGGUAGUCCGCUUCAGGAAGGAGAUCCCGCUUUCUAAACUAACAAAGAGCUUGUCAGACAAUUCCAAAAUCUCAGUCCGUAGCUACGGUCAGAGACUUACCACGUCUCAAAAGCUAAGGGAUAACGAGAAGCUGGCCGAUCGUGUUGCAACUCUUGUGGCCUGCUCCGCCAUGGUCCCCAAAACAGAUACGAGUGAACAAGUACUCAUACGGUAUCUCCUUAAUGGUUGCUCGCUACGAGGUGACGAUAGUUCAACCGAGGAUUUGCACUCUCCAACUUCCUCGGCUACCAGCGGUGCCGCUUCUACAAAUACUCGUGCCUUGAUCGAUUACUUCCCCGAGGGUACCAAUUCCGAUGAUCUCAAAAUUUGCAUAGAAGCAAUGGCAGCACUGUUCAAAAUCAUAGUGAGCCUUCCUGGCCUUCGAAGGGCGCCAGGUGCCCCGGGUCACCUGGCAAGCGUACCUGCAGUACAAUGGCACGGCCAGACAGGUCGCCAAUCAGGCCCAGAGGAAGGCCAGUCAAUGUACAUGACGAGCGACCGUAGCUCAUUCUGGCCUGUUCCGGUGACGAUGAAUAUUGUCUGGGAUUCAAAUUGA